GUUCUCCGCUUUGAAUUUGAGGACCUUGGUUUUCCCUUUGUGUAUGCUGAGGCCUACUGAUGCAGAGACUGCUGCUACAUGCCGCCGCCUUUUCCAUCUCUCUUGCUUUCGCUACCCACCAGUGUUCGCGAUCAUUGCGUAGGCUUCUUGUCAGCCUGCGCUUAAGCUGACUCUGCUCUUCAUCAUGUUGAGAGCCAGAUGGAAUUAGUUUUCGAGCAUCUACCAGUGCGGUAGAUGCUGCUGAGAUCCAGUGUUUCUUCCUAACCUUAUGGUUCACUUUACUAGAAAAUAUCACUGCUGUUUCCACAGCUUUUCGGAUAUCAUUCCAAGAUGCCUCGGGGUGGGUAUCACAUACAUGGCUGCCUAACUGUUUUUCUAGUUGUUCCUGAAAUAUAUUCUUAGCUUGACUAUCAUUAAGCAGGAUCAUAAGAGGUUUCCUUGCAGUGUCUUUCCUACGUCCAGUAAGAUGCAGACAGAUAUGCGCCCGCACUAGAGCUUGAUCUGAAUCCAGGCAUGUGCUCUAAAAUAAGUGACAGUCUUCUAUGGAACCCCUCCAUCGGUGGCUGAUAGCGAUGUGAUGUAUUGAGGUCCAACGUUGUGACGAAUUAGGGGGUUGCCGUGUCAAAAAAGAUGUUUUUCCUAAUGCUUAAAGUUAGUAUUUGCAAGGAACAAGCGGUUAUCUGAGCAUAGCUGCAACGGACGGUCGCCAUUAUCUGUUCUUUGAGCCACGACACCAUAAGAUCCGCCCAGGUGUCUUUCCCUUUCGCUUAGUUUACCUACUUGAGCAUUAAAGUCCCCAGCCACUAUUACUACAUCAAGACGCCUAGGUUUUCGGAGAAGGUCGGUAAGCUUUCUGUAAGAUUCGUCUUUUACAUCAUCUGAGCUACAGUCAGUGGGAGAGUAGGCAGAGACGAUGAAGAGGCAACGACGUGUGUCCCUAUCUUUCCGAGUCCUUACUGUUCCGUUUAGUCGGACAGCGCACAAACAGCUGUCUACUGAGAUCCAGACUAAGAGAGCUAGUUCUGCCCUAGGACUCAAUGCUAUACCUACGACGGCGAUGCCACGGGAAGCAGCAUUAGGGCUUCCAGGUACACGAAGUGUGGAUCGAGUUGGUUCUUUAUUUUGAUAUGGUGAGGUCAAAUGAAUGGCGCCACUUGGAUCCUGUAUGCGCGUUUCAGAGUCGCAGCACAUGUCGGUGGCGCGAGAUUCUAAAAUCCUAGUUAAGGAAGCCUGUUGUCCUAUUUGGCAUAGUGUUCGGACGUUAAAAGCUCCUACAUGUAGUUUAGAGUGUGGUUUCAGGAGACCAGGAGUAACGUCCCGCGUACUCGAAUCGUUUGCAGUAGAGGCGCGGGAUGAUAAGGGAACGUAUGAAGGGUUAGUAGUGGAGAUAACAGAGUUAUUAGGAGGCGUAGGAAGUAUUUGAUUCUGAUCAACAUGGUCUCGUGUGCUUUACGGGUGUGAGGGCUGAUGUCACUUCCCGGCUGCCCACACAGUGAAAGGGUAUUUCUUGAGGAACCUGAAAACGAAGUUGGAUUAAUGUUGGCCUUAACGACCUGGGAGCGUGACCGCAGAGCCCAAGGGACAACUGCUUGAGGCCGGUCGCGCACGGCCUUUUUGUGAGAGGUUUACGACGUGUUAGCUCCGUUCUUCAAGAGGGCCUCACCGCCGGAGACGGGAAUCCGUGAGGUAAGGUGAGGUGUGACAUUUUUAGAGUCGACUUUUUCUAACCCUUCUUUCCUUGCGAGAAAACAGCAUCGCUGCAGAUGCUGGUUGCCUGAGGGAAGCACCUUACUGCUGUCACACCCCUCUACAACCAGCAGUACGACUUCGCCCUCAGACCUCGAGUUGCUUCUUUUAGUCUUACCGUUCUCCAAUCGACCUGUCUUGCAUGGUAGAACCUAAACGAACACAUGUUCCAACCAAUAUAGCUCGGUUGGGCCAUCACGAUAGGGAAGCCCUAUCACCACGUCAAGGUAGCAGCUACGGUCGUGAAGAAUAGUCAUGACUAUUCUUUACCAGUAAACCAAGCUGUUUUCUGGAUUUUUUUACACAAAAUUGUGAAUUAACUUAUAAAAUUAAUGCUUAUGGGGGAGAUUAAGAGCCUUGAUCAUGGAUUCCUUUUGCUUUGUCUCAUAGUACUUGUUGGUCUUUGUUUAUAAAAAUUGGUAUGUUUUUAUAAAGUUAAUGUAGUGUUCAUAGUGUUCUCAAUUGUACAUAUGACGCUAAAAGCACAUAAUCUUUUUUCGCUACUAAAUAGGAACACUCCACGAAGACUGUUACAACUGAAGUUCUGAAUUUAUUCGGCCAUAUGUUGCCAGCAAUUUUUCCUUUUAAGCUGGUUGGUGUAAUGCAAGAGUUAAUUAAAACUGCAACUGAUUCUGGCACUGAAUUAGCUGCUCAUCAAUAUCUUAUAGUGUGUCUAAUAUUUGUUCACGCUGUAAUACUGCAAGUAAUCAUUAUUUUACUCAAAAUAUUAAUCUCAUAUCAUUUAUCUAAUGUCUUUCCACAUCCUAAUGUACUGAUUCACUGAACUAUUGAGGUCAUUGCUUCCUUAAAGUGUGUUGGGGUUUCUUUAUUGAAGACAUGAGAGAAAUGAUUGUGUCAUUUAUUCUUCACUAUCAUUUAAAAUGAUUGUUUGUUAACUUCAUUGAUUAAUACAUAUCAGUUUGAGUCAAUACGACUUUUUUAUAUUUCAAGUACAUUAUCACAUGCUAUUACUAUUUUAUUUAUAUUUCUUUUGUUCCUAUUCACUCAUAAACAUAUCUUCUUCCUUGAAAACAGGAGUUGUUUGAAUGACUUUCGUUUUUAGUGAUUUAUGUGUUGAGCAACUUACAUUUUUCUCAACUUAGUUUUUCAAUAUACCAUAAGUAAUGUUACAAUCAAGCGAAUGCUAACGUUUAUUUUGGGAUUAGGUAACAGAUUAUGUUGGUUUUUACGUUGUUUGACUAAGACAGAUGUUCAUUAUGCUGUGUUUUAGUUGUAGAUUGUUCAGAAUCUAAUGUAAUUUCCGUAAUCCUUAGAAGUUAUGCGUCAUGUGUUAUUUUAAUUAUAUGAACUGAAAAGCUGAAUAUGACUCCGGUUUUGUCUUAGUAAAUCAUGGAUUUAGUUAAGUUAAGUUCUGUUUGCAACAUAAUAAUGUAUUCUUUGUUGUCCAUGUUUUGAUAAUUAACCUUCAGAUGUUUGAGAUAAUUGAUAUUCAAGAUGUUUGGUUUCUCUUCAUAUACCAAUUAAUAUAAUUUCUCGAUCCGAAGAAAACAUCUUAGGUUUUUGUAGGUUAAUAAAGUAAUGAACACAACUACGAAUAUGAAUAUCAAUAAAAAGACCACUUUUGCUCGCUCUCGUUACCUACCUAAAUGUCCAUCGUAAGUACCUAAUUACAAAUUCAUUUCACAACUCCUUAUUCCUCUCUUCCGUUUUAUCUUCAUUCCGUGUUUACUUUUAUUUUCCAACAUGUCCUAUCUACUCGAACUCAAUUCACUAACUGGUUAGAAGUCGACUGCUACUACCGAAUACGGAUCCUUAACCAGUCUUUCUGAAGCUACGUGAAUCACUCAAACUAACUCCUUCAACGUCCGCACACUAAUGUAGAUCAGACAAUAGUUAAGGUUGGCUAUGUCUUCGAAGCGUCUCAAUAUCUAUGUUUGUUGUCUAUCCGAUACCUGUAGUUAAGACCAGCAGCGUUCCGCGAAUUCACUCUCCAUAUGUUGGUUCGACAGGCUUAUUUCACAUGCAUUUAUCUGGGGACUAAGAGGUAUCUUCAUCCGGUUUGGCUGGCGUUGGUGUCUCAUUAAGCACCAUAGCAAAGGCAGCACUAAUCGAUUGGACCUCUCCAAAUGGUCGAUUAUCUGCCGUUAGAUCCAAAAGCUCUAUCAAAAUGCGAAGAGACCGGUGUGAGAAACUGUCUGUUCGUUAUCGCAGCCUACAUCCCGACAGAUCACAACCUGGAAUCAACCAAAGAUGAGCCCUACCACCAGUUAAGCAAUCUCCGAGGAGCGUGUUCGGUAGAUACUGAGGUGUUAGCCGGAGAUGUAAGUGCACAGGUGGCGGUUCUAGACGCAGAAGAGUCGUUUGGAUAGCCAAGGCCGAAUCGUUGGUCGCAAGUCAGAUAACGGUGACCUACACCUGUAGCUAUAUGCAGACCACAACCUGUCUAUGGCCACUACUAACUUUCGGGACAGUCAUUGCUAAUGCGCUACCUGGAGUCCCCCCUCUGCAUCUCAGCAUUGGACUCAGUUUGAUGACAUCGCGAUCAGCUACCGCAGGCGUGGUCGUGUAAAAGACUGCCGCUCCUAUUGGAGCACCUACCUGGAAUCCAAUCAUGCCCUCGUUUGCGAAAAUCUUACGUUCUAUUGGCCAAGUUCAUCAAAUGGAUUGUUGUAAACAAGCCGGCUUCAGCUUCCGUUCCAGUCAAAUAUCGAACUGAGCUAUGUGCAAGGCUAGUUAUCAACUUACGAAAAUUUAUAGAUGAGCACUGGCUGUAUUCGCAUGACGCAACAAAAAGUGGUGAUUAAAGUUGUUCGAGGUUUAAAUAGGCUCCUUAUAACUCCUUGAGGCGAAUCGGUCUACUCCCACUAACCACGAGUUUGAGAUGGGACCUUACAUGAAGAAAUCGUGCUAAUUUUGCGUAAGGAUCGAGAAGCCUGGUGGUUGGAGCGUGCUAUCUAGUCGAAAGAAGCGUUUGCAUCUGAUAACUACCGGAAGCUCUUCCAACUCGUCCGAACCACUGGCAGCAAGAAAUGCUGUGUGAGGGAAAUAACAUAUGAAGCUGAUAGGGUGCCAAUCAAUAUCACCCACCAGUGUCUUAGGAGAUGGACUUAGUUCUUCAAGGAGCAGUUCAGGUCGUCUGCUGCUUUGGCGGAAUCGGUCAGACCGUCUUGUCCUCCAUUGCCAACGACGACUGAUUCUCCUAACGAUUCAGAAGUUUUCAUGGAACUCCAGCAUUAUUAUUAUUGAUGGCUUUAUUCAAUAUCAUAUUUUGGUACAAUAUAGAAUUCUCAGCAUCCGAAUAACAUUGUCAUAAAACCCAGAAGAUUUACUUUCAGGCCUUUUUAAGGACGGUCGAGAACCUCUAGUCAUGAAACUGACUAGAUUGUUUCGAAGUGUUUGGGAAUUAGAAUGUUUCGAUAUCCUGGAAUUAAGCGACAGUUCCCUAACUUUAGAAUGGCUCACGUCAUCUGCGCAACAACUAUUGGACGGUAAGUCUACUUCCAAUCGGGUCCAAAUUAUCGACAUAUUAUUCAGAACCCUCGAAUGAUUGAUUCGAGAGGAACAGGUUAGUUUUGUUCUGGUUGAGGAUGUGUUGAUCAUAUGUUCAUGCUCCGCUAAAUGUCAGAUCACCGUCGUACUUAUUGAAGGCGAAGCAUCGUUUUUUCCCCGAUAUCAGGGUCGCCUUUUAUUCAUUGAACAGCACUGUCCUCUGUUAUUGUUUGUCGAAAAAGGGUGUGCUUGUGAAGCUCAUUAACAUAUUGAAGACACUGUGUAGAAUCACCUCAGUCAGUGUGAAAGCAUGCAACUACCUCUCCACCUAACUCCAUCCGAGUAGUUGGGUUAGUCAGAGUUGCCCGAUCUCAUUAUUCAUGUCCAACUCUGCCUAAAGUCACAUUCUGAAAACAGCUCUGAUAGAAGUAUGUAGUGGUGAUGCGUAUCUGUUACCUGAAGAAAGACUCUUCCACGUUGAGUAUGCGGAUGAUGUAGUCUUACUGUGCGAGGAUAUCUAUGCCAUGCGAUCCGCACUUGGUUGGAAGUGUCCGUAGGUAUGGUACGUGCUCUGCACCUAAGUGCAAAACACAUCUACGGGACUGACAGGAGCCUGUACCUGCACUCACUCUUGGGAGUGGGCGGUUAGAUGUAGUCGAGAAGUCCGUGAAUUCGGGUAGCUGUUUAAGUUCAGGUGAUGAUACUAAUUUACGUAUAGUGAAAUACAGAGUGGCUUAUCUCAAACUGGGGCAUCUCUGGUGCCUUCGCGAUGUUGGUCUUGUUGUAAAAGGUCGAGUUUACAACGCGUUCUGCUGUAUGGUUGUGAAACCUGGCUUCCGAGUUGAGGAUCUUAAGUGAUUAUCGUUGUCUCUAAAGAUUUCUGACAUUCAGUGGCAACACCAUGCUAGGAACACAGAAGUUCGGGGAUGUGUGUUCGAUUGUAGUGACAACAAUCCGAUUGGUGUCACCAUCUUGAAACAGCGACUUUAGUGGCCUGGAUAUGCAUUACGAAUGUCGUCCCAUGUCGUGCAUCAUUUGCCAACGCUGAGACUUGUUGGGGAAAGCGGAGGUGUGGUCGGUGUAUGACAUGGUGUCGCAGUAUGAAGUAAUACUCUACAGGACUAUCGUGCUUUUCCAAACCGAUACCGUUGACGAAGCUGCUUAACAAUUGUUUCGUCGUAAUUUGGGACUUCUGACCAUGUACACCAUUAACUGAAGCUAGGAGUCAUCGGCCAUCAGGAUUCAUCUCCUUCUCUCAAACCUUCUGAAAUUGGAUGUUUAAAAGUCUGAAAUCAAGAUUAAUCGUACACUUAUAAUUUUUAAUAAAACAUAUCUUCAAAAUAGUUGACUAUGCAAAACAACCAUCUUUUAGUAACAAUAAAUCUUCUGUGAAUGAAACUUUGAGGUACACUAACGUUAGUACCUUUAGAACCAAUAAAUGUUUUUGCUCCCAGUCGAAUACGAUUAAUCCCGCUUUCUUAACCUCUAUGUACUGUAAAUGACCAACGUUUAUUUAAUUAAAGUUUCAGUUCGUGGUUUAACUUCACUCCAAGAUUUCGUACACUCGGUACACUUCAAUUCAUUCCACUAAAGACUCAGCAAUAGGAUUAUUCAUAAUUAAACAAAAAUAUUUUGCACUAAGAGAAGCAUCAGGUUAUUUGGAUUGAAUAUUGCCCACCUAACAAGUAAAGCUGGUUCAUUUUUCUUAUCAGAUUUCACGUGAAUAUGUUUAUGUGAAUCCGUAGUCGGAGCCUUUAGCUGAUCCUGCUUUCAUAUUGUCACCAAGAUAUUAGAAUAAAGGUUUCUUCUAUUUCGAAACUUAAUCUAGUCAAGUACUAGUUGUAAGUUAGCCAUAUGUAUCUUUUUUAUUUUCAGAAUCUGUUAGGAACUUUAAUUUGUGUUUGUUUCACUUUUUAAGGACUAUGGCAUCUAGUGAGGAAUAUCCUUCGCCAUCAGGGAAUCUACCACUUCAGUUGUCGGCUAAACGGAUUUCCAAAGCUCGUAAAUCUUGUUCCGGAGAUCACCAAAAUUGCAGUCCGGUUAGAAAAAAUCAUAUUGACGACCCGAACAGCAUUAUCGUCACUCCUUCCAUUGAUAGUCGAGAACUUGAUCGUCUAAAAUUCACUAACCCAGGUAGACAGAUGGAAGAACUAGAAGUCGGUUGGUCCGAAGCAAAUAUGACACGGAGUGUUCGCAGACAAAUGACCGUUAAAUCUGGUCACAAAUCAUCAGAUCGGUUGCAUCCGUUAUACGAUUCUCGUGGCCGCCUUUUAGGAACUUUAGAAUAUAGUUGUGAUUGUCUAAAAUCUGAAUGUCCUGGGUGCCAUUUGCCAUGUCGUAGGUGCCAUUCUACGUUUUGUGGAGCAUCAUGUCGAAUUUAUCGAACUUAUCGUGUUAAUGAAGUUAAACUGUUUAUCUGACUUCAUGAGUUCAAUCGUUUGUCGAUAUCCACCACUACAGUUUCUAACCAUCAUUUUUUCCAAAUAAAUUAUUAUUAUUAUUAUUCAAUGAGAGUCUUAUAUUUCUUCGUUUACUUAAAAUAUCGAUUAUCUCAGAAAAAACGCGUGUGUUUUCCGAAUAUGGCAUGAACAUUUUAAUUGUCUUCGCUCAAGCAUACUGCCAUUUCUUUAUCAUGAUUAUUAUUCAUACCCUUCAUUAAAGUUAUAAUGAAAAGUGUUUUGCAGGACAUAGUUCUCAGUGUGGACUGUUCAUCUUAUAACUGGUAACAAAUAUUGAUUGGAGGAAUGUUUGAUAACUGAAAGUACCACUAAAUUAUUUACAUUCUUUCUUCCAAAAUUAAUAGUUAUUUUGUAUGUUUCGUACGUUUAAUGCAGUCUUUUGAACUGGUUUCGAUUGUUUAACGUUCACUGGAUAAAAGUCGAUUUUUCGAACUACUUUAUGUCGUCAUGUAAGCUGUUUAUCUUGCUUAAUAAUAUCAUAUUCAAAGGAAAUUGAAAAUUUUUUCUCAGUGCUCGAAAUUUAAGAAGAAUUUUGAAAAAGAACUUAAUAUAAUUAUGUGCGUUGUUAAUUAUGUUGUUCAGAUUUCGACUUGAAAAGUUCAUGAAAUCAUCACCAACCUAUACGACUGUAUAUAUACAUAA
This is a messenger RNA of Schistosoma haematobium, 8297 nucleotides long. RefSeq names its product ARL14 effector protein (gene ARL14EP). The record is from RefSeq and is a predicted model, not a curated record. The transcript is spliced from 3 exons. Gene Ontology annotation, cellular component: intracellular membrane-bounded organelle. Lineage: Eukaryota; Metazoa; Platyhelminthes; Trematoda; Strigeidida; Schistosomatidae. Bases 7119 to 7616 code for a protein of 165 amino acids.